AUGCGAUUCAGCUCUUCGAGAACUGCUGCUUCCUUUGCGCAGUCGAGUCAUGUAAGUGGACAACCUAGCUCUUCUGGACUUCAUUAUAAGAAAGAUGGUACUUUGGACAUGAGAUAUGCGUCUUCUAAAAAUGCUAUGACUAGUUAUAUAUCGGGGUGCACAUUUUUCGAUCAUGGAAUACCAAAACACAUUCCAGUCACUAAAGCUGGUAUUCCAGAUAUGAGAACAACAGCUGCUAAAGAAUGGGUUAAAGAGCAAGCCCAAACUGAAAUGGAUGAUAUUCCUUCCUGGAUACCCAAAACUAAAGAUGGUUCUCUCGAUUUUUCAAAACCAGUAACACAGGAAUAUGUAAAAUGGAAGAAUACGGCAUCAACAAAUUAUGUUCCAGAUCAACGAUUAGCUUAUUAUUGUCAAAAACUAGAAGACAUGCCGUUUCGAAGACUUGUAGAAGAUGCUAGAGUGGAUGCUGUCGAGAUGCCUCAAUAUGAAAUAUUACCUGAAACACAGGAAAUUCAACGUCACUUUUCCUCUCAACCGAUGAGAAAUUCUACUGCACAAGAUGAUGUCGAAAUUUCUCAAGAUGAAAUGUUACCUGAAACACAAGAAAUUCAACGUCACUUUUCUUCUCGACCAGUGAAAAGUUCUAUUAGACGAUGUGAUGAAUAUGACAUACGCAGCGAAAUUUCCGAAUCAAUUCCAGUUAUUAAUUAUAGAGAUUUGAAUAUUAAUCCAGACGAUAAAUUAGGUCAAGGUUCAUUUGGUAUUGUAUAUAAGGGUACAUGGAAUGACCAAACUGUAGCAGUAAAAGUGUUAGGAUCCUGGAGAGAUCCUAAGACGGAAGAAGACAGCCCGGUAGUGUAA
Molecule: messenger RNA, 861 nt
Organism: Didymodactylos carnosus
Lineage: Eukaryota; Metazoa; Rotifera; Eurotatoria; Philodinida; Philodinidae
Source: the annotation of a GenBank genome assembly